Molecule: messenger RNA, 2956 nt
Organism: Mobula hypostoma (lesser devil ray)
Lineage: Eukaryota; Metazoa; Chordata; Chondrichthyes; Myliobatiformes; Myliobatidae
Gene: st8sia3
Product: ST8 alpha-N-acetyl-neuraminide alpha-2,8-sialyltransferase 3
Exons: 4
Coding region: 250-1410 (386 amino acids)
Biological process (GO): N-glycan processing; oligosaccharide metabolic process
Molecular function (GO): alpha-N-acetylneuraminate alpha-2,8-sialyltransferase activity
Source: RefSeq, a predicted model, not a curated record
UGGAUAGAAACGGCGCCUGCUGCAGUGUGUAUGUGGAGUGUGGAGGUACCUCAGAGCAACGCUACGUAUCACCAACGCAACCACCUACCACUUCUGCAUUGCAGAAUUUCGACUCCGUCCAUUUUUAUUUCACAUAUAUAAACCAGAACAAUAGAUUGCUAACAUAAUCGGAUUUACUGCCUUUCUUUUCCCUCCCCCUCUCUCUCGUUAAAAUAAGCGAACAGAUAUGGGUCUGCUGCCGUUUUACUGAUGAGUUUUUACACUAUGAGGAUUUGCAGGAUGGUUCGUAUGGCGAGUGUGUUGGGUUUGGUGAUGUUAAGCGUCGCUCUGCUAAUUCUAUCACUGAUCAGCUAUGUCUCACUAAAAAAGGACAACCUCUUCGCCACGCCGAGAUAUCUGGGCUCGGCAGGUCCUAGAAUGUACAUGUUGCACAGUGGAUUUCGGUCACAGUUCGCAUUGAAGUUUCUGGAUCCCGCAUUUUUGCCAGUUGCAAGUGGGCGGGGCAACAAUAUCCAAAACAAACUUGCAAAGUGGACCUUCAACGUAACUUCCUUUUUACAGCAGAGGAGAGACAUCAGUCGCUAUGUCGACGUUUUUAAAAAUUUCACCUUGAUUAAGAAGAACGUGCGAGUUGGACAGUUACUGCACUAUGACUAUUCCAAUCACAAAUAUGUUUUCUCUGUAAGCAAUAGCUUCCGGUCAUUACUUCCCGAGGUCCCCCCUAUAUUAAAGAUGCACUACAAUACUUGUGCAGUUGUUGGGAACAGUGGGAUUCUAACGGGAAGUAGUUGUGGAGCUGACAUUGAUAAAUCCGAUUUCGUGUUCCGUUGCAACUUCGCACCAACUGAAACUUUUGAAAACGACGUUGGAAGAAAAACAAAUCUCACCACCUUCAACCCAAGCAUCCUUGAGAAGUACUACAAUAACCUACUAACAAUUCAAGAUCGGAAUAAAUUUUUCCUAAAUCUUAAAAAGCUGGAUGGAGCCAUUCUUUGGAUUCCUGCUUUCUUCUUUCACACUUCUGCUCCUGUAACAAGAACUUUGGUAGAUUUCUUUGUAGAACACAGAGCACAGCUGAAGGUCCAGUUGGCCUGGCCUGGGAACAUAAUGCAACAUAUCAAUAAAUACUGGAAGACGAAACAUCUGUCUCCGAAGCGCCUGAGCACGGGCAUCCUGAUGUAUACACUGGCGUCCGCCAUUUGCGAGGAGAUUCAUUUGUACGGGUUUUGGCCCUUCGCUUGGGAUCCCAACACGGGGAAAGAACUGCCAUAUCACUACUAUGACAAAAAGGGGACAAAGUUCACCACCAAGUGGCAGGAGUCCCACCAACUUCCAGCGGAAUUCAAGCUGCUGUUCAAGCUGCACACGGAGGGCUUGACGAAACUGACCCUUUCACAUUGUGCCUCUUAAUGCGAUGCUUUUUGAAGUAUGUUUUCCCCAUUAUUGUUCAAUUUGUGUUUCAAAUGCAUUAUGUACCCAAUGCGUAGGUUCUCUCUUGGCGACGCUACAUGGAGCACAUCCAAAACUGUGGCCCUGACCUGUUCAUGGAAUUUUGUGCACUGGUAUUUUCUAUUUCAAAGUAGUCAUAAGCGCUUAGACGUGAAUUUUGAGGCUGGCCUUUACAUACACAAAUGAUUGUAUUGAAUUAUAAGGAUCUGUUUAUACGUGAUUAUUUACUGACGGGAGGAGCUGCGUUACACUGAACAACCGACGGAACACAUGAACUAGAAGUGUGGACGGCCGUGUCACUCCAUUGACGCGGUGUAGGCUUAAUGAUUAUUUAGGUCUGCUUUCUUAGCUGCAAAACUAAAACAAAUCAAGAAUAGACAACAACUAUCGGCGUUGCCGACAAAGUCCAUGUCCGUGAAUGAAUUUAGAAAAAAAAAGCCAACACUAAAACUAUCCUAAUUGUCUUAAAUAAUGGUGGUAAAUAUUACCAUGAUAUAAUAAAUCCGAGUGAUUUCGCUCGAUCUGACCAAUCAUCUGUCAGGCAGGGUAUAAUAAAAGCCACAAUCUGCACGUUUGAUACUGUCUGCACAAUUAACUUAAUUGUAAUCCUCGGAGUGUUUUUUUUUUGAUAUUUCAAAAGUUUCUAGACCAAUUUCUUGCGUUUUAACUUCUAUUCCGGGCGCUCCGGCUGAAAAGCCUGUAAAAAUGAAACGCUCUCCGUUUUACGUAAUAUUACUGGAGACGACCCGUUCAAACAAAAGAUCACGCCAUCAUUUUAAUAGCAAAAUAUCAAGAGGGAAGCGAUCGUGAAUAUUACAAUGUCAGAGGAUUGCAAAAUAAUUAUUUAUUUCAUCAUGUCCGUAAAUAAAAUGUAAUAUCAUUCAACUCCUAUUUAUAUUGAGUAUCGUUGUCAAAGUGGACAUCUUCGUCUUUUGUACGUCCGUUUCGCAUUUUUUAAUCAUCAAAUGGAUAGUAAAUGUACUACUUUUGUACCGGUAUUUUAAGAAAAGCGUUACGUAUUUCUUUCGCCGCUUCAAAAGAGUUCGGGUUAGGGUUAGGCUUCAAAUAAGUUCUGAAGUUGCAAUGAAUACUUUGGCCGGUUUGCCAACUCAGUGUUGCUGUAUUCCUCUGCCGCCGUGUUAACGCAGAAUUUUCAAAAAGGACUCUACGCUCUGUUCUAUUGGGAAAUUAAAUAAUUUUGUUGAUUUAAGUGUCAAUAUACUUUCUCAUGCUUGCCAAUGUUCACCUAUAUUAAAUUAAUUGUUCAGUUAUAUGAGAAACUGGCUUGAGAGUUUGAUGUCCAAUGUAUAAAUAUUUUAAAACAAUGUUUCGCAAUCUAUUAAGAAAGCUCCGCUUUAAAAAUUACUUAUUUUUAUUUUGUUGGAGAUACUGCGCUGAACAGGCCUUCCCGGCCCAACCAGCCUCACUGCCGAACAACCCACCUAACAAUCCUAUACCGAUCACAAGGCAAUUUGCAAUUACCAAUUAACCCGCAUUUCUGUAAAAU